AUGCCUUCUCAAGUCAGAACUCUUUACGACAAGGUUUUCGAGGACCAUAUUGUCCAUAAGGACGACUCUGGAUCGUACUUGAUAUAUAUUGAUCGUCAUUUAGUCCAUGAGGUCACAUCUCCACAAGCUUUCGAAGGUUUAAAAAAUGCCGGCAGAAGUGUCAGAAGACCCGACUGUACUUUGGCCACGGUAGACCACAAUAUUCCUACGAUUUCAAGAAAGAACUUUAAGAAUGUCGAUACUUUUAUUGAACAAGAUGAUUCCAGACUCCAGGUGAUGACUUUGGAAGAAAAUGUGAAAGACUUUGGUUUGAAGUAUUUCGGAAUGUCGGAUUCCAGACAAGGUAUUGUCCAUAUUGUUGGUCCUGAACAAGGUUUCACCUUGCCAGGAACCACUGUUGUGUGUGGUGACUCACAUACUUCAACCCAUGGAGCAUUUGGUGCAUUGGCAUUUGGUAUUGGUACCUCUGAAGUGGAACAUGUUUUGGCUACCCAAAGUCUUAUUCAAGCCAAGUCCAAGAACAUGAGAAUCAGUGUGAACGGCAAGUUGCGUGAGGGUAUCACCUCGAAAGAUUUGGUGCUUCACGUCAUUGGAGUUAUUGGAACUGCUGGCGGUACUGGCUGUGUCAUAGAAUUUGCUGGAGAAGCCAUUGAAGCAUUAUCGAUGGAGGCUCGAAUGUCCAUUUGCAACAUGUCCAUUGAGGCUGGGGCUCGUGCUGGUAUGAUUAAACCUGACGAAGUGACCUUUGAGUACAUUAAAGGUCGUCCUUUGGCACCAUCUGGUGCUGAAUGGGACAAGGCUGUUGCUUAUUGGAAGACAUUACAUUCUGAUCCUGGUGCCUACUUUGACCAUGAUAUCCAAAUUGAUGCCGCAGACAUAGUUCCUACAAUUACCUGGGGUAAUUCUCCACAAGAUGCCUUACCAAUUACUGCCAAGGUACCAGACCCAUCCAAAGUCACCGACCCCAUUAAGAAAGCUGGAAUGGAACGGGCACUUCAAUACCAAGGCUUGACCCCCAAUACCCCAUUAAAAGACAUCUCUAUCGACAAGGCGUUCAUUGGAUCUUGUACCAAUUCUCGUAUUGAAGAUUUGAGAGCCGCUGCAAAGGUUGCGAAAGGUCAUAAGAAGGCCGACAAUGUCAAGUUGGUUUUGGUUGUUCCAGGAUCUGGUCUUAUCAAGGCCCAGGCCGAAAAGGAAGGUUUGGACAAGAUUUUCGAACAAGCAGGUUUCGAAUGGAGAGAAGCUGGCUGCUCAAUGUGUCUUGGAAUGAACCCAGAUAUCUUGGACCCACAAGAAAGAUGUGCUUCUACCUCCAACAGAAACUUCGAAGGUCGUCAAGGUGCUGCCUCAAGAACCCACUUGAUGUCUCCUGCUAUGGCUGCAGCCGCUGCUAUUAAGGGCCAUUUCACUGAUAUUCGUGAGUUCGACUACGACACUACAGAAGAAGCAGCCGUUCCAAUUGGCACAGAAGAGGACAAGGCUCUUCAAGAUGCCGUAUAUGCUCACGAAAAGGAGCCUGUUACGGACUCCGCUGAGAUGAUCAACGAUGUUCCAGUCGACACCCAAGAGCCAGAACCAAAAAAAUUCAAGGUUUCCGAAAAUGCUGAAGACGGUGCUUCGGGAAUGCAACAGUUCACUGAACUCACUGGAAUUGCUGCUCCUCUCGACAAGGCUAAUGUGGAUACCGAUGCUAUUAUUCCUAAGCAAUUCUUGAAAACCAUUAAGAGAACUGGUCUUAAAUCGGGAUUGUUUUACGAAUUGAGAUUCACUAAAGACAAAAACGGCAACGAUGUGGAAACUGAUUUUGCAUUGAAUGUUGAACCUUACAGAAAAGCCGAGGUGUUGGUGGUUACCGGUGACAACUUUGGUUGUGGUUCGUCCAGAGAACAUGCUCCAUGGGCCUUGAAAGAUUUUGGUAUCAAGUGUAUGAUUGCUCCAUCAUUUGGUGAUAUUUUUUACAACAAUUCGUGCAAAAAUGGAUUGCUUCCUAUCAGAUUGCCAGCUGAAGAUAUUGCUUCCAAGUUGUACCCUGUGGCUCAGGCUGGUCAGAAGUUGACAAUUGACUUACCCAACCAACAAAUAAAACAUGGUGAAACCGGCGAAGUUUUGAUACCUCAUUUUGAGAUUGAACAGUUCAGAAAGCACUGUUUGGUGAAUGGCUUGGAUGAUAUUGGCUUAACUUUGCAGAAAGAAAAGUAUAUCCAGGAGUACGAGAAGAAGAGAAAAGACAAGUUUUCUUUUAUGGAAGGAGGUUCUGAUUUGAUCAAGCCUAUCAAAGGAACCAAGAAGUCCGUCUACGGUAACAAGGCUGUUGAAUGGUAA
This is a messenger RNA of Meyerozyma guilliermondii ATCC 6260, 2322 nucleotides long. It is a transcript of the gene LEU1, whose product is annotated as 3-isopropylmalate dehydratase. Gene Ontology annotation, molecular function: 3-isopropylmalate dehydratase activity; 4 iron, 4 sulfur cluster binding. The record is from RefSeq and is a predicted model, not a curated record. The transcript has a single exon. The coding region runs from base 1 to 2322 and encodes 773 amino acids. Gene Ontology annotation, biological process: L-leucine biosynthetic process. Lineage: Eukaryota; Fungi; Ascomycota; Pichiomycetes; Serinales; Debaryomycetaceae. Gene Ontology annotation, cellular component: 3-isopropylmalate dehydratase complex.